AUGUUUCUACGACCCGAGGAGCUUGGAGAGGGUUUCGUCCCUAGAGACGAAACCCCUGUCCAGGUCCUCCCAUCUGUCCCGCAGGUCGCACUCCCCUUCCGCCCCAAGUCUCUCCUCCCCUCGCCCCCAGGUCGCACUCCCCCUUCGCCCCAGCUCGCGUUUCCCCUUUCCCCCAUGUCGCGCUUCCCCUUUCCCCGGUCGCGCUUCCCCUUCCCCCCAAGUCGCUCCUCCCCUUCCCCCCAGGUCGCACUUUUCCUUUCCCCCAUGUCGCUCCUCCCCUUCCCCCAGAUCGCUCUUCCCCUCUCUUCCAGGUCGCACCUCCUCUUUCCCCCAGGACGCACCUCCCCUUUCCCCCAGGUCGCACCUCCGCUUUCCCCCAGGUCGCUCCUCCCCUUCCCCCAGAUCGCUCCUCCCCUUCCCCCCAGGUCGCUCCUCCCCUUCCCCCAGGUCGCUCCUCCCCUCUCUUCCAGGUCGCACCUCCUCUUUCCCCUCAGCAAACCUCCCCUCCGCUCCCCUUCCCAUCCGGCCCCUUUUUUUUCUGUCUCUUUGAGAUUUUCUGUGUUCCUUUCUCUCCUCCCAAAUUCCAAUCACCUCACCACCCCCAAUGGCUCAACAGUCACCUGCCUGUCCAUUGCUCUCAUCACAUGCCUCUCAUCCCAUGCCUCUCAAACCAUGCUCUCACCCCAUGCUCUCACCCCAUGCUCUCACCCCAUGCUCUCACCCCAUGCUCUCACCCUAUGCUCUCACCCCAUGCUCUCACCCCAUGCUCUCACCCCAUGCUCUCACCCCAAGCUCUCACCCCAUGCUCUCACCCCAUGCUCUCAACCCAUGCUCUCACCCCAUGCUCUCACCCCAUGCUCUCACCCCAUGCUCUCACCCCAUGCUCUCACCCCAUGCUCUCACCCUAUGCUCUCACCCCAUGCUCUCACCCCAUGCUCUCACCCCAUGCUCUCACCCCAUGCUCUCACCCCAUGCUCUCACCCCAUGCUCUCACCCUAUGCUCUCACCCCAUGCUCUCACCCCAUGCUCUCACCCCAUGCUCUCACCCUAUGCUCUCACCCCAUGCUCUCACCCCAUGCUCUCACCCUAUGCUCUCACCCCAUCAACUCGCCCCCUGCCCUACUAUCUGCUGCGCUGCUGGGGCGUGCCAAGGAGGGGCAAGGGGGCGGCAGCAAGGCAAGCGAGGGAGAUGGUGGCAUGGGAACUGGCUGUCCACUCCUCCCUUAG
Messenger RNA from Closterium sp. Naga37s-1, 1227 nucleotides. The record is from the annotation of a GenBank genome assembly. NCBI's taxonomy places the organism in Eukaryota, Viridiplantae, Streptophyta, Zygnematophyceae, Desmidiales, Closteriaceae.